Triplophysa dalaica is the source of this 1251-nucleotide messenger RNA. RefSeq names its product BCL10 immune signaling adaptor (gene bcl10). Gene Ontology annotation, molecular function: kinase activator activity; NF-kappaB binding; protein kinase B binding. The record is from RefSeq and is a predicted model, not a curated record. The coding region runs from base 197 to 940 and encodes 247 amino acids. Lineage: Eukaryota; Metazoa; Chordata; Actinopteri; Cypriniformes; Nemacheilidae. Gene Ontology annotation, biological process: canonical NF-kappaB signal transduction; positive regulation of extrinsic apoptotic signaling pathway; apoptotic process. The transcript has 3 exons. Gene Ontology annotation, cellular component: cytosol; CBM complex.
CGUGCUCAGUAAGGAAGUUAGAUAAAGUAGGUAGUUCCCCUUCACUUUAACACGAGCAUAUGCCAGAAUCGAACAUUUUGCCACUAACGUAACGCUUUAUAGACAAACUAUUUCACACUUUUUCGUCUCCGUGCUGUAAGAUAUAUCCGUACUUUGAGUUUAACCGGAAGCGGCACACGACAGAGCAAAAGACGUGAUGGACGGGACUCACCUGACGGAAGAUGAAAUGGCUGAAAUAAAGAAAGAAGCCAUAGAGAGGUUGCGGGCGUACUUGGUUGAUAAGGUCAUUGCGGAGCGACAUUUCGAUUUUUUGCGGUCCAAGAAAAUCCUCACCAGAGAGGACACAGAGGAGAUCAGCUGCAGGACCACCAGAGGGAGACGGACCAGCAAGCUGCUGGACAUCCUUGCGGAAAACCCGCGGGGUUUAGACAUGCUCAUUGAGUCUAUAAAGUGGGGUCGCACCAUGAACUUCAUCAUCGCAAAGAUUACAGACGAGGUGCAGCGUGUGAAAAACGAACGACUGGAUGCUAUUAAAGUUGGAUCCUCAGUCAGCUCAUUGUAUACCGCCACGAAAGCAGCCACAAAUGACCUCUCCAAGAUGGACAUUGACAAUGACAAAUUCUCCACUAUGUGUUACCACCCUGAAGGGGAAGGAAGCCCGUCGGCCUCUGUCGCCACAGGAUCCUUUAACCUGCGCUUCGGAUCAGGCCGAGGGAACGAGGCUCUGUCAGUCUGUGGAGGUACUGGGAGUAUGAACGUGUCCUCUACAAUGUCAUCAAACCUGCCCAAACCCGGUGACCCCGGAGCGCCACCACUUCCAGAGGAGCCUGAUGCUGAGGUCCCGGAUAUAGAUGCGGGGGUUUGUGGGAGCACGGGAAGCAGCGGGGAUGUGAAUUUCCAGCCAUUGCGCUCACGCUCUCUGUCCCCACACGUGCCCUAGUGUAACUCUCACCCUGUCAUCUCACGUCCCUUCACAGCGUGAACAUUCUUCAACUUCAAAGGGAGAGUCGAAGGGCUCACUGGUUACUACUUUCACUGUAAAAGAAAUUCAUUCCUCUCCAACUCAAAAAUGUCUCAAAAAUUAUUGCAUCUCAAUUUUUCAGUUGGUUCAGUCAAUUUUACCGACAUCUGUUAAAGCAGUGCGCCUCAAAUGUUUUCCUUUGUGAAGGGGCCAUCACUUUGAGCCCCCCCAAAUAAAGACUUAAAAUCUUAAACUUAUAAUUUUAAUAAAACAUAUUUAGUUAUACAAUG